Messenger RNA from Brenthis ino (lesser marbled fritillary), 1032 nucleotides. NCBI's taxonomy places the organism in Eukaryota, Metazoa, Arthropoda, Insecta, Lepidoptera, Nymphalidae. The record is from the annotation of a GenBank genome assembly.
AUGAACAAGUUACAAUUAUAUGGAGCUUUCUUUGCAAUGGCGAGUGUCACAGCCUUGCUGCCACCGUUGAACUCCGGCAUUGAUCAUCUCGUACGAGCUGCUUCUGCAACAUGUGACGCAUUGCCUCUAGAGGUGCUAUUCAACUGGCCUUCCACACCAGACGUGGACGUGGUGGAAUACUAUCAUGACGGCAAAAGAACUUACAAGUUAAGCAAAGCUCAUAUAAACCUUCGAGACCGACUUCCUUAUGUGUUGGUUAUUUAUAUCCCGGGAUGGUGGAACACGCCCACGGAUGAAUCUGCGCAAACAUUAUCCAAAGCUUUGCUACUGAAAAAUUCUCUUAUACUUAUUUUAGAUACUCGUGAUACGUUCUGCCGCGGAUACGUGGCCUCCGCGUCUCGUGUCAGUGGUGUGUCCCAAAAAGUAUUCAAAUUUAUUAAGAAUUUGCAUGCGGAUGGUUAUCCAAUGUCCUCCGUACAUUUUGUUGGGUUUAGUCUAGGAGCUCAUGUCGCUGGGAUGGUGGGCAAGUUGGUACAAAGCAAAUUGAAUCGAAAAAUAGGAAAGAUAACAGCAUUAGAUCCUGCAAGACCUUGUUUUACCAAACUUUCGAAAUAUAGACUUGAUAAGCGAGAUGCAAAAUUUGUACAAGUUAUACACACAAGUGCAGGUGUCUUGGGACUGGAACAACCUUUAGGUCAUGCUGACGUGUAUGUAAAUGGUGUAUUGGCUCCUCAGCCAGAAUGUAGGGAGCGAACGAUAAGCUUAGAAUGUGAUCACGCUCAGUCUUGGAAGCUUUUUUCAGCUUCUGUGGCAAAUGAACGCUCGUUGAUGGGUCGUAGGUGUAAAAGUUGGAACGAACUAAGCAGCGGACGCUGUACUGGUAAUGAAACCAUGGUUGGUUAUGGUUGUAGUAGUAAUGUUAGAGGAAUGUUCCUAUAUAAGUCGCAACAUAGAUCGCAGUAUACGUCUCAGGAAUCUUUACGACAAGUUAAAGUGUUUAAUCCAUUCGAUUUUAGGACUUGGUGGUCUAGC